CUCUCUCUCUCUCUCUCUCUCCCCAUCUUUUCUUUUAAAUAGGUUAUCAUAAACCCACGCUUACAUUCACAGCAAAGAAAAGGAAGAGAAGAGAAAGAGGCAGAGAAAGACAACGCAUUUUGAAAACCCUUUGAGGCUCUGAGGUCAUAAAUCUUCUGUUUCUUCAACGUUGCGAAAUUUAAGCUCAAAUGGAUCAAGACUUUAGGAUGAUGAGAAGCCAAGUGCCAGCCUUUGGGAGCUGGGAUUGGAACCAAGACCUCCCAUUUACUCAGUGCUUUGAGUCAGCUACGCAAGCUGGGCUUCUGCGCUACACCAGUUACUCUGAUGAGGAUCGUGAUUUAUAUGUUGCUGGUGAUUUGUAUGAGAACGAUGUCGUCACACCUGCCAUGAUUGUUGUUCCUCGCAGAAGGAACAAAAGUCGUCAGUCAAAUGUGAAAGAAGCAAAAGAGCAAAGUUGGGUGGUGAGUGAUGUGAAGGAGCCACCAAGCCCUCCUCCCAGGCACAGGCCUACCCCCAAGCCUGUGGAUGAAGACUUGUACAAAAUCUCACCAGAGUCUCUCUAUGCUAAGACCAGAAAGAGGAGAGGGUUUGGCUUCUUUUCAAGCUGCUUGCUGCCAACAUGCGUUUCGUGAAGCAAUGAACAAGUUUACAUCAGACUUAUUAGUGAAUAUAUGAGGGAGAAAAAAAAAAGUAAAGUGGUCUAGUGUUUUAUGUAAAAGUGUUUGUACCUUAAUAUUAUGAACAUAUAUAUAGAGUUUGUCUGAGAAUUCCUCAUUCACGUGAUGUGAGUAUGAGGAGAGGGUGGGUUCAUAUUUAGUAACUACUGAGGGAU
Prunus avium (sweet cherry) is the source of this 832-nucleotide messenger RNA. RefSeq names its product pathogenic type III effector avirulence factor Avr AvrRpt-cleavage: cleavage site protein. NCBI's taxonomy places the organism in Eukaryota, Viridiplantae, Streptophyta, Magnoliopsida, Rosales, Rosaceae. The record is from RefSeq and is a predicted model, not a curated record.